GUUCCCCCUUCUCUUUCUCCCCAUCUCACCCGUCCUCAUUCAGCUCCAUCUUCUUUCCUUCUUUUUUUCUUUUUUUCUUUUUUUCUUACUGUCCUUCAUUUCCCACUUCUUGGUCUGACUCACCUCUCGAGGUGAUUCACCCCUCUAUCAGCUUGCAACUCUCGACCAACCCCCUUCAGCUAUGCAAUACGAAUACCAGUCUCAGCAACCAUCUCAAGCACCACCACCGCCGUCCCAGCAACAGUGGGGUGCCAAUGAACUUGCCCCUCCAGGCAACAGUAACAGCAAUAUGCCAUACAGCGGAGGAUUGACAACCGCAGCGGCGAGCACCAGUUCUGAGAACCUGUUUGAUCGCUCGACCGAGGGGUUCCCCAGGUCUGCGAUCGAUCAGUCCACGGCGGCCAAGUAUCGACUGGAACAUCAUUACAGCCUGCAAUUGGAGCAGGCCAUUGAGAGAAACGAGAGGCGCGUAGAGCUGGAGACACGAUUAGAGACAGAGCAAGGAAGUGAAGAGCGAAAGAACCGUCAAUUGACCGCGUUAGGUCGCAAGGAAUCACAGUUUCUGAGGUUGCGCAGGACAAGGUUAGGCCUGGAUGAUUUUGUCACUGUCAAGGUGAUCGGAAAGGGCGCCUUUGGAGAGGUGCGGCUCGUCCAGAAGUUGGAUUCAGGAAAGAUUUAUGCCAUGAAGACUCUUCGCAAGGCAGAUAUGUUCAAGAAGGAUCAGUUGGCCCAUGUCAAGGCGGAGAGAGAUGUUUUGGCAGAGUCAGAGUCGCCAUGGGUGGUGCAACUGUACUACUCGUUCCAGGAUCCACAGUACCUGUAUCUUAUCAUGGAGUUCUUGCCCGGUGGAGAUCUGAUGACGAUGCUGAUCAAGUACGACACGUUCUCGGAGGAUGUGACACGAUUCUAUAUUGCAGAGUGUGUGCUCGCCAUCGAGGACAUUCACAAGAUGGGCUUUAUCCACAGAGAUAUCAAGCCUGACAAUAUCUUGAUCGACCGCGAUGGCCACAUCAAGUUGUCGGAUUUUGGAUUGUCGACUGGGUUCCACAAGACACACGACUCGCAGUUUUACCAGCGGCUGUUGGAUGGUCAGGCCAAGGGCAAUUCCGGUAGUAACAACAACAACGGCAAUGAUGGGGUUAUCUCUUUAGAAGCCGGAGUCGAUGCCAUCAACCUGACGUUCUCCAGCAAGGACAAGUUGGCGACCUGGAAAAAGAACCGCCGUACCCUUGCGUAUUCGACAGUAGGAACGCCAGAUUACAUUGCACCCGAGAUCUUUUUGCAACAGGGAUAUGGUCAGGAGUGCGACUGGUGGUCAUUGGGGGCCAUCAUGUUUGAGUGCCUCGUCGGAUACCCACCCUUCUGCAGCGAGAACGCGCAUGAGACAUACCGCAAGAUCAUGAACUGGCGCGAACAAUUGUAUUUCCCAGAGGAUGUGCAUCUCACGCCUAAUGCCGAGGAUCUUAUCCGCAGACUGAUCUGCGCACCCGAGAUGCGACUGGGCCGCAACAGUGUGCAGGAGAUUAUGGGCCAUCCGUUCUUCCAUGGGGUCGACUGGGUGAAUAUCCGGCGGAUGGAGUCCCCGUUUGUGCCGGUGUUGACGUCGAUCACGGACACGAGUUAUUUCCCGACCGAGGAUCUGGAGAAAGUACCGGACCAUCCGGAACAGCACGACUAUAUGGUUAGCGAGGAUUCGAAACAGAAGGAUCUGGCCUUUGUAGGGUACACGUUCAAGAGGUUCGAGUCCUUGACGAAGCGCAAUGCACUUUAGAGAGAGAGAAACUACAAACUACGAAUUAUAUACAUCUAGCAAUACACAACACACGCACGUAUGCACGCACGUACACUUUUACUCCCUCUCUCUCUUUUUUUCUCUUUCUCACUGACCGCUGUUUGUGUAACUUGUAUUAUUUUUCUUCUGGAGCUGAGCAGCGAAAUAAAUAUUUACGAAAAAAAAA
Messenger RNA from Gamsiella multidivaricata, 1958 nucleotides. RefSeq names its product serine/threonine-protein kinase orb6. The transcript has 6 exons. Gene Ontology annotation, molecular function: protein serine/threonine kinase activity; ATP binding. NCBI's taxonomy places the organism in Eukaryota, Fungi, Mortierellomycota, Mortierellomycetes, Mortierellales, Mortierellaceae. Bases 182 to 1771 code for a protein of 529 amino acids. Gene Ontology annotation, biological process: peptidyl-serine phosphorylation; intracellular signal transduction. The record is from RefSeq and is a predicted model, not a curated record.